CUAGGUGGCUCACUAGGAAGAUAUGUUCAGAGAAAAUUAACAGCUUUGAAUUUGUGGGAGGAUGUUUUUCACAGUGUUAAAGAAAAUUUAAAGGCUGGCAUCUUGAUUUGUGAGCAGUGGGUGUCAGCUUGUGAGUACCUAACUGGACAGCUGUGGCAAUGUUAUACGCUACAUCCAUGGAAAAAUGAGAAGUAUUUCCCCAGAUUGCUAGCCAACCUUGGCAAACGUCUUGAGGAGGUGCUAACUGUUAGAACUCUGCAUGAAAAACUUACAUUCUUUUUACCAGCUGGAGAACAAAAUGCUUUAGAUCUCGCCCACGUGUUUGAACCCUUUGCUGGCCUAAAUCCUGUACAUUAUAAUCCUUACACAGAGCCAUUAUGGAAAGCAGCAGUCUCUCAGUAUGAACGAAUUAUUGCACCUCUGGAACAAAAAAUAGCAAUCAGAUUGAAGAGAUUUAUUUCAGAAAUUCAGGACAGUCCUCAGCAGCUUCUUCAAACAUUUCAGAAAUAUAAGGAACUGAUAAAGCAUCCAAAUAUAGGCAAAGAAUUGCUUUUUGAAAGGGAAACAUUGCUAGCAAGACUUCAAGAUUAUGUCAAAGACUAUCAGAGAGACUUUGAAACUCGAUGCCAUGGUGUUCCUGGUGAUGUUUCGGGACCACUGUCAGGCAAAAACCUUUCUGAAGUUGUCAAUAAUAUUGUAUGGGUACGGCAGCUGCAGCUGAAGGUGGAUGAUGCCAUCAAGCUGGCAGAGGCUCUUCUGUCUGACUUACCUGGAUUUCAAACAUUUCAUCGAAGUGCAGAUUCUUUUCUGGAACAGUUAAAAACAUAUGAGCAAGACCAAUUUGAUGAUUGGUCUAGGAAUAUCCAGUCAGAAUUAUCAAAUCCCAAGUCAGGACUUUGCAUCCAAGCUAAUAGUCCUGUAAUGGAGUUGGAUCACAGUUUUGGAACACUGAACAUACUUUACUCAGAUCAUUUGGUGACUCUCCUAAGAGAAGUCCGUCAGCUGUCAGCACUCGGCUUCGCUAUACCAGCUAAAAUACAGCGUGUCGCAAACACUGCGCAGAAGUUCUAUAAGCAGGCGGUCAUCCUCAAACAGGUGGCACAUUUUUAUAAUUCUAUUGAUCAACAAAUGAUUGAGAGUCAAAAGCCAAUGAUGUUACAAUCUGCUCUGGCAUUUGAACAGAUAAUUAAGCAUUCAAAAGCUGGUCCUGGGGGAAAAGCUCAAGUAACAUGGGAUAAUCCUAGAGAAUUGGAUGCUUAUAUCCAAAAACUCCAAGCUGCUGCUGAACGGCUUUCCACUGAAAAUAGAAAACUAAGAAAGUGGCACACAAACUUCAUUGAAAAGGUUAUAUCGCUCAUGAAUAUUGAUCUACUUCGGCAGCAGCAGCGUUGGAAAGAUGGACUCCAGGAGCUCAGAACUGGUUUUGCCAGCCUUGAGUCACAGGGUUUCAAAUCAUGUGAUAUGAAAGCUUGGAGACAGCACUGGAAUCACCAACUUUACAAAGCUCUGGAGCAUCAGUAUCAAAUGGGCUUAGAAGCACUCAAUGAGAAUUUACCAGAAAUAAAUGUUGAUCUAACAUUUAAGCAAGGCCGGUUGCAAUUCAGACCUCCUUUUGAAGAAGUACGAGCGAGAUAUUAUAGAGAAAUGAAGAGAUUCAUCUCCAUUCCGAAUCAGUUUAGGGGAGUAAGUGAAGCAGAGGCAGAGUCUAUAUUUACUGUUAUGACUGAAAGAAAUGCAAAUGGAUUUCUGACUGCAUUCGGUAAAGCAGAGGAUUUGUUCAGAAGACUGACAGAUGUUUCAAAUCAAUUCAAGGAUUGGAUCGUCAUUGGCCAAGUAGAUGUGGAAACUCUGGUGAUGACACAUCUUUCAAGCAAACAGGACUGGGAAAAGAAUUUCAAAGCAUUGAAAGUGAGAGGGAAAGAAGCAGAACGUCUUCCAAGCACGAUCAGGAUUGAUUGUUUAACUGUUAAUUGCAACCCUGUGAAAACUGUAAUUGAUGAUUUCAUCCAGAAGUUGUAUGAUGUUCUUGUCAUUUCUUUGAGAAAAUCUAUUCAAGCUCAUCUAGGUGAUGUUUCUUCAUUUCUCACUGAUGCCAUGGAAACAUUAGUGAUUAGGCCCCAGACUGUAGAGGAAAUAGCAGAGGACAAUUUAAAAUAUUUAAACCUACAUGAACAAAAGGGAGGGAUUUUUCUCCUGUUUCAAGAGGCUGAAGAUAAAAACAAACUGUUGCGAACUGUGGCAGGUGCAGGUUUGGACACUAUCAGUAACCUAAGAGCUACAUGGGAUAAAUUUGAAUUAAUGAUGGAAAGCCACCAGCUUAUGAUUGAAGAACAUAUUGAAAUGAUGAAAGGAAAUGUGAUUUCACAUAUUAAUAUAUAUCUUCAAGACCUGGAGAAGUUCAAAGCUCGUUGGGAUCAACUAAAGCCAAGUGAUGAUGUCAUUGAAACAGGUGAUCAGGAUGUCCUUGAGAAAAGUGCUCAGAUCAUAAAGGAAAAAAAAAGAGAAUUUGAUGAACUGGAAACCAUGAAAGAAAAACUUAUUGAAGAAUGCCAUCAUUUUAAAUUGGAAGAGCCUGACUUCUCACUGUCAAAAAUUGUAUGUCAAGAUAUUAAGAGCUGUGCAGAAGUGUGGGCAUUGUAUGAAGAGUUUUAUCAAGGUUUUCAGGAAAAAGCCAAAGAAGACUGGAUUACUUUCAGGAGUAAAACAUACCUGUUUGAAGAAUUUUUGUUUAACUGGCAUGACAAAAUGAGGAAAAUGGAAGAACAUACUGUAAUGACAGUAAAGUUGCAAAAAGAAGUGGACAAAUAUAAAAUGAUAAUUCCACUCCUAAAAUAUGUAAGAGGAGAACAUCUUUCUCCAGAUCACUGGCUGGAUCUCUUUCGUCUGCUGGGCCUUCCCAGAGGUACUACACUCGAGGGUUUGUUAUUUGGAGAUCUGCUAAAAGUGACGGAUGCAAUUAUAGAAAAAGCAACGGAACUUAAGGAUUUGAAUUGUCGUGCCCAAGGUGAAGUCACAAUCAGAGAAGCAUUACGUGAGCUUGAACUCUGGGGAGUUGGAGCUGUCUUUACAUUAACAGAUUAUGAAGAUAGCCAAGGCAAGACUAUCAGGCUUAUUAAAGACUGGAAGGACAUAGUCAACCAAGUUGGAGAUCAUCGCUGUCUUUUACAGUCCCUCAAGGACUCUCCGUAUUACAAAGGUUUUGAAGAUAAAGUGUCCAUCUGGGAAAAAAAGCUGGCUGAGUUGGAUGAGUAUCUGCAGAAUUUAAACCAAAUUCAAAGGAAAUGGGUCUAUUUGGAACCAAUAUUCGGUCGUGGAGCUCUUCCCAAAGAACAGGCUCGUUUUAACAGAGUUGAUGAAGACUUCAGGUUAGUGUUGUGGAAU
Molecule: messenger RNA, 3381 nt
Organism: Eurypyga helias (sunbittern)
Lineage: Eukaryota; Metazoa; Chordata; Aves; Eurypygiformes; Eurypygidae
Product: cytoplasmic dynein 2 heavy chain 1-like
Exons: 21
Biological process (GO): microtubule-based movement
Cellular component (GO): dynein complex
Molecular function (GO): dynein light intermediate chain binding; minus-end-directed microtubule motor activity; dynein intermediate chain binding
Source: RefSeq, a predicted model, not a curated record